AAGAAUUUAGAAUAAAUUAGACUAGAUGAAAUCUAAAAAUUUAAAUCAAAACACCUUAAUUGAAAUAAAGUGAACAUGUUUCAAAUCCCCCACCCAAAGGCCCAAACCAAACAAUAAAAAGAGAAAGUAUGGGUCAUACAUACACUCACAGUCUCACACAUCAAUUCACUCUCCAGUCAAAAUUCCAAGAAGCAUAAAAGCAAAAAAGCGGGGAAAAACUUUUCCUCCAGAAAAAUAAAAGAAUCCAAAAAAAAAGCCCUCGAAUUAAAAGCGUUGGUAGCAUCUUCAUUCUCUGGUUGGUCCCUCCCCUCAUUUUCUCUCUCCUCAAUUUUUUCUUUCUCUCUCUCUAUUUCAUACUUAAUUUACACUCACUUCUUGUGCUGAAGCUUUCAGACACACCUUUCACCUUUGCUGUGUGUGCUGUUUCACUUCCCUCUUCUUCAUUCUCGCAUUUACUGCCACCAUUUCUCUACUCAUCAUCACGUACAAGUAACAAGUAACAAGUUACAACCACCUUUUCUUCCACACUUUUCAAGAACAACGCUCUCUCUCAACUCUCAAGCUCGAGGAUGAGCAAGAUGUGCUUAAAUGAGGUGUUUGUUGGUGGAACCAAAGUGUUACUAGCCAAUUGAGAUUAGAGAGAUAGAAGAGUGAGUGAGUGAGUGAGAGAGAGAGAGAGGUGGAAAUGGAAGGAAGGAUGAAGAAGUACCGAGAAGUGAGUCCAGAAAGAGCAAAAGUGUGGAAAGAGAGGUCACCAAAAUACGUGCAGAAUCGUAAAGUGCCGGUGGUUUAUUAUCUAUGCCGGAAUCGUCAGCUUGAGCAUCCUCAUUUCAUUGAAGUACCUAUCUGUUCUCCUGAGGGUCUCUAUUUGAGAGAUGUAAUCGAGAGGCUUAACAAUUUGAGAGGGAGGGGAAUGGCUUCAAUGUAUUCAUGGUCUUCUAAAAGAAGCUACAAGAGCGGGUUUGUGUGGCAUGAUCUAUGUGAAGAUGAUCUCAUACUUCCAGCUCAUGGAGAUGAGUAUAUUCUCAAAGGUUCUGAGAUCAUUGAAGAUUCCAACUCAGGUCGUUUUAGCCCAGUUGCUGUUUACAGGAUGCACAACUUAAAGCAGCUGCCAGAACCACCUACUAGUAGAAGCGAAGAGGAUACAUCACCUUCUAUGAGCACAGAUGAAAAAGAAACAAAACUUCCUCGUGAAGAUGAGAUGUCCACUCCAUCUCAACGUUCUGGUUCGUCAGCUGUUUCACCUGAGUCAAGAGCGGGAAGCCACUCUCCUUGGGGUGCUUCCUUAAGUCUGACAGAAUACAAGGUACCCAAGAGUGAUGGUGCAACUGAUGCUUCGACUCAGACAGAGGAAAACGUGAGACAAGCGAAGCACAAAGAAACCUGUACGCGAGGUGUCUCUACGGAGGACGGCACGAUAGAUAAUGAACAGCAUGAACAGCAUGAGAACACCCAGACUCAUGCUGAUAGUACAAAGCAGAAUUCAGAGAUAUGUGGAAAUUCUAUUUCACCGCUUUCUUCCUCAAGUGCAUCUUCAUCUGGUGGGAAGGCUGAAACACUGGAGUCAUUAAUUAGGUCUGAUUUGAGCAAAAUUAACAACUUCAGAAGAGUUCAAGAGGAAGACAUGCAGAUUCCAUCCAGCACCAGAUUGAAAGCAUCAAGCAUGUUGAUGCAGCUGAUUUCUUGUGGAUCAAUAUCAGUGAAAGAUCAUAGUUUUGGGCUGAUCCCUAUUUACAGACCAAGGUUUUCUGAUUCUAAAUUUCCAUCCCCUCUAUACUCUACUUCAGUGGUGUUAGGUGAGCUUGAUUGUUUGUCAGACAACUCAAGAAUAAUGGGUCUCAGAUUGGAAGAUAAGGAGUAUUUCAGUGGAAGCUUGGUUGAGACAAAAAUUCCAAAGGAACAAGGGGAUGGGAGUACUCUGAAACGGUCUUCCUCAUACAAUGGUGACAGAUUAUCUAAGAAGCUGGAUUCAGUUGAUAACAAUGAAGAGGCAAUCUCCACAAAGACGAAAUGCAUUCCAAGGUCAAUCAAAGCCUCUCUUAGCAAGCCUAGAAGUGAAUCAUUGAGAUCGCCCAUUUCAGAUAAGCCUAGGGUUUCCUCUGAUGGAGGCCGAGAAUCACGCAUCAUAUCUCAUGAUGGAGCAAAUGGUGGCAGUAAAAGGAUCUCGGAGCCUUCCUCUGGGAAGAAUCCAUCGACGAGAGUAAAUUCCUUCAGAGAGGAGGAGAAGAUCAUUAAAAUUGAAGAAAGCUGGCUUCAGGAGCCCGGAUUAUAAUUCAAUCAAAAGAGUGCUAAUGUUGCCUGCUGUAAGUCGUCGCCUUCCCGAACAAUCAAGAUUUUUUCACUUGCAUUCAAAUGCCAAUCAGUGGAUUAUUUGGUAUGACAAUGAGAAGAUCCUGUAAAAAUGAGUUAAGGGUGAAAAUGAGGUAAAAGAAUCUCUUAGUUGAUGUGGUCCUCCUGCUGUAAAAUAUAGAGCUGAUUUUCACUUUGUUAGUUGGUUGCCUUGAAGCUGUUAAGAGCACUGUAGUGCUGCAGUGAAAGUACAUUCCUAUUUCUCUGCAAUUGCUAUCCUGUGGGCUCUGUUUCAUAAACAGUUUUAGCUUGCAACUGCAAAAAGUAUGGAAAAUCAGCAUCUUGUCCAUUUGUUAAAUUUAAUUCUCAAAGGAAAGAAAGUUUUGUUUUUUCUCUUUUCUUAUGGAAAA
This is a messenger RNA of Beta vulgaris subsp. vulgaris (sugar beet), 2699 nucleotides long. RefSeq names its product protein SOSEKI 3. The coding region runs from base 686 to 2272 and encodes 528 amino acids. NCBI's taxonomy places the organism in Eukaryota, Viridiplantae, Streptophyta, Magnoliopsida, Caryophyllales, Amaranthaceae. The record is from RefSeq and is a predicted model, not a curated record. The transcript has 7 exons.